Aspergillus heteromorphus CBS 117.55 is the source of this 1378-nucleotide messenger RNA. RefSeq lists its product as uncharacterized. The record is from RefSeq and is a predicted model, not a curated record. The transcript is spliced from 2 exons. Lineage: Eukaryota; Fungi; Ascomycota; Eurotiomycetes; Eurotiales; Aspergillaceae. The coding region runs from base 395 to 1324 and encodes 309 amino acids.
GGGUCACGGAGCCAGAAUUAUCAGUGACGACGACCAGCCGCUCAGCUUCUUGUACGGGCCUCCGACGCACCCCUUGAGCCGACGCAAAGCGACGGCUGCGGGGAAGCGCCCGGCACGUGAUCCGCCCGAUCCACCCGCCGGUUUUUUUCGACGCCGACCGAGACUCUCUCCGUCGAUUGCAUCACUCCACGGCCGCGCCUGGUUCUAUAUAGAUCUGCGCUGGAUAGUUUCCCGUUUGCGACCUUGAUAACACUCGCUUAGUUCUUUACCGUUUUACUUCCGACUCUGCAGUUUCUGUGUGGAUCUUCUUCAUCUCACACCACGUCAUUCUCAACUCGUCAACUUCGCGACACAUAAGCACAAGCUUACUACACCACAUUCACACCCCCUCACCAUGUCCGACGACGAAGAGUACUACGACGACUACGAUGAGGAUGUUUUCUGGGUCGAGGAACCCGACCCAACCGUUGCUGACGAUCUCGCCGCGACCGCAACUAUAACCAACGACGCCAUAUUCUACGAUGACCCCGCCCUGGAAGCCGAAGAGUUCUUCAGCGACUGGGACGACCUCUCCGACGACUACUUCGACGAUGACUCCACCGCCGUUAAGCGUCAACGCGCCCUGAACCUAUUAUCCCGACCCGUGACCCUCCCGAACAAGCCCCGAGUCCCCGCAUCAAAGGUGCCCAAGUUUGAUAUCGCGGCGUUCCAGGGCACGGUGUGGAAGAGUCCGAGCGAUGAGGUGAAGAUCGCGGUGCAUGAGCCUGGGGAGGGGGAGAAGGUUGCGCUGCUGAAGAAUUGGAGGGAGGUGUUUCGGAAUUCGCACCCGGCGAUUGGGAGGGUGAGGGCUAGAAUUGGGGGUGAUGGUGUGGGUGCAGGGAGUAGGGAGGAGACAGAGGAUGGGGAUGGGUAUGAGGGGGAGGAGGAAUACGAAUAUGAAGACGAAGACGAAGAGGCAGAUGAGGGAGAAGGGGGGGCGGAUGGGGAUUAUGAUUCCGGGGUUGGAGGCGUUGAGGAUGGGGUGGUGAAGGUGUCUUCGGAGUUGUCGAAUGGGCUGGGUUCGGAAGUGAACGGGGCGGAAGACGCUCCUGAUGCGGCAGAGCCGAUACAGUCGCAACCCUUGAAAGAGUCGAAAGCCAACGGCGUCGAGAAGCCGACGACAAAAGGACGGAAACGCAAGGCUGAGGAUGCAGAUGAGCCUGCCCCGGAACUUACCGGCAACCCCCGAUCGAAGAGGAUCGCGACCCAGAAAGUGGGCGAGACGAAAGAGACACAUCCGGCAUCCUCGGGACCUGUGCGGAGGUCCGCGAGGAACAAAAAGUAAAUUGUAUAGAAACGAUAAUAUGCGAACAUGAACAUACUUGAUAUUUGCAUCCUG